AUGGACGGGCUUUUGACGGCAAUUAAAACCGUCAAGCGGGACUCGGACCAUUCAUUGGCAGCUGUUGAAUCAAGACGACAUCUCAGCGAUGCCCCCAUAAAACCCACUAUUAGCCUGGCAUUGGAUGAAGAUCUAACUCCGAAUCGGAUUAUAGAUGUGCUAAAAUCCCAACCUUCCUCAGAGCAAGUCUCUGCGGUUUUAGCUGCACUCGAUCCAUUCAGCAAUUCCAAAAUCUCCGGACUUGACAUUCGGGUCGCUGGUUCUGUAUCAGCUCAGAUCCUCCAGAUUUUAGUCAGCACCACAAUUCCGGACCACUGGACAUCCGUUGUGGGAAAUGGCAAGAAAGUCAAAAACUCAAGAAUAAGAGCUGCUUUCCUACGGUGCUUUAGCAACGUUGCUGGUAUUAGCUCCCUUGUUGCUCGCCUUCGAUAUCUCAUCGCAUCAGCCCGAGCAUCUUCCCAUCAGACCGAAGGUUCAGGCAGUCAUGCUGCUAUUGAGGACAUUUUAUCUGUUCUUGCUGCUUUAUUGGAACCUAAGGAUUUUCUGUUUCGUCUUUAUGGUGACACUUUAUCUCUUUACGACAAUAAUACGCGGCAAAAAGUCUCGUGGAAUGAACUGCUAUCUCUCGUUGCCUCCGGCAAGAUUAUGUCCACGGCAGCCGAAGCGCUUACUGUAGCCAGUGAAAUCCAAUCAUCUUCAAUAAAAUGGCUUGGAGAUGGCUCUCGUUAUACAUCAUGGCUUGGUUCCAAUAUUUCCCAUUUCAUAUCAAAGCUUGAUACCAACGACGAAAGCGGCUCGUCGUUCAUAGCCUCUUUAACUGAACGAGCUCUUAGCCUGGGUUAUUCAUCUUUCUUGGUCCCUGAGAUUUACGCAAACAUUCUCCAAGACCCAUCAUUCUCCAUAAAAUUCAACUUGCUUGUUGAUCGGCUCAGGCUAUCAGCCCAGCUCACUGUCCUUCAAAUCAUCCUCAUGGAUUUACCUAUCAGAUAUCGAUCGAUUCGCUCAUGUGACUACCCCAGUGAUCCAAGGACAUGCACAGAUAUUGUGACUGGAGCAGCAAAGUUUUUAUCCCUGGUCAUCGGUGAUAGGUCACACUUCAAAGAAGAAAUCUCAGACUGGCUCACGACGGGCCGAUUUGCAGCUGUCUUCCCGGUUGGGAUCAACCGAACUAUUGUCGCAACUUACGACAAUGAAAAUAGUGCACUCAAAACCCUGAUCAUUCGCAGCCUUGAACACUUCGGAGAGAAGUUUGUUAUCAAUCGCAAUAGUGAUCGUGAGCAUGAUGCCAAUGCCCAAAUCAUUCUCCUGGCAGCAGGCCGACUGCAUCGAAUUGACCCUUCUCAAGUCAAGGAAAUUGGUCGCUCAGGGGCAUUCCUGAACGCAAUAUCCAAUCGACUUGCCGCAUCAUCUAAUAGAGCACGGCUCAUGGGUAUGAUCGUUGGAACGGGCAUGUCUGAACUUGUCGAGGAGCCAGGAAAGUCGAUGAAGUUUGAUAUUGAAGAAAUGCAGAGCGCCGAAACUCAGUGGUAUCUGAGUUUGAUAAAAGCUCAAGAUGAUGUCGGAUCUUUUGAGUCCAUCAAAUCUUUAUUCAACCCAGUGGAAUCCCCAGCUGCCCCUUCGAAUACCAAAGAUCUCAAAUCGCGCUCUGGUCCUCAGAAAAUACUAGAGGUCAUUAGCGAUGAUGAGGAUGAGAAUGGCGAAUCGGAAGACGAAGACCUCAUUCCAUAUGAGAAGCCUGACGACGACGCAGAAGACGACGAUGAGGACGCAACGCUAGUUCAGCGAAACAAGCCAACAGCACCUGUGUACAUUCGUGACCUGGUCACAUAUCUCCGAGACAACGAAAAUGUCGAACGUUAUCACCUAGCUAUCACGACAGCGCCGAGUCUGAUCCGUCGUAAGAUAGGAUUUGGCAGCGAGCUUGCUGAGCACGUUGAGGAGCUAGCACUAACAAUCGUCGGCCUCCAAAACGACAACAAGCAUCCCCAAUUUCACGAAGCCCGACUCCAGAGUAUGAUUGCCUUGAUUGUCUCACAGCCCCUCAAAAUGGGUCGUUGGUUCACAGCGUUCUUCUUUGAGGGAGACUUAUCCCAAGUUCAGCGAUCUGCCAUUCUCACAGCCCUUGGAUUGAGUGCUCGCGAAGUCUCCGGCAAUGGAGAAGAUGAUGCUAAAACGUUGGGCCUCCCUGCUUUGCAGGACACCUCGUUCCCAUCUCAACGUCUUGCGCCAGCGUUAGAUGCUAAGCUCCGAGAGUCUAAAGAUUCCCCUAUCGCAGCGCUCACUAGAGAAAUGUCAAAAGCUUCACUGCAGCCAAUGGCUGCUAUUGCUGCUGAUGAAAUGACGGGGCCAAACGCUCUCAAAGUACGCACAUUCUCGACCCGCAUGCAAGUUGAGAAGAAGCGACAACAACGUGAUGCUCAGCGACAGAAAGCUGUUGCGAAGGAUCUUUACAGGGUUCUUGCCGAGGGAUUCUUCUACCCCCUUACCAGUCGAUUUAACGUGAUGAUGCUCCAAUUUUCCUCCUCAUCAGUCUCAUCGCACAACCCAUUCAUAAUCCCCCACAUCCUUACCCUCUUCCUCCAGACUCUCUCUCUUAUCCUAUCGACUUCCGGUCCAUAUUCUACGUUUUUGCCUGGCCUUACACACGACACCCUCUCGCUUCUCAUGUCACUACACACAAGUCCCAUGUCCAGUGAUCCGACAAUCACUGCUGCCCUCCUUACCUUGUUUCUUGCAACCGUAGACCUGAACAUUGCUUCGGGAUCGAACGGUGAAGAGCGUCUUGUCACCGAGUGCGCAAGUCAGGUUAUUGAAUUACGUGAGUGGGCUUCUCAAGUGUUUGAUAAUACACCUGCGGUUCCGAGAAGAGUGCAUUCAAAUGCACCUGUCGAUACCCAGGAUCAGGUGCGAACUCUAGCUGCGGGCGUGAUGAUUCGGAUUGGGGAGAUUACAGAGCGGUAUCAAGGUCGAUUGAUGGGCGUCAAUUCCGGAUUCAAGUAUUGA
Messenger RNA from Penicillium verhagenii, 3003 nucleotides. RefSeq names its product telomere length regulation TEL2 family protein. Gene Ontology annotation, molecular function: telomeric repeat DNA binding; Hsp90 protein binding. The record is from RefSeq and is a predicted model, not a curated record. Gene Ontology annotation, biological process: telomere maintenance via telomerase; protein stabilization. Gene Ontology annotation, cellular component: cytosol. The transcript has 6 exons. NCBI's taxonomy places the organism in Eukaryota, Fungi, Ascomycota, Eurotiomycetes, Eurotiales, Aspergillaceae. The coding region runs from base 1 to 3003 and encodes 1000 amino acids.